Candoia aspera is the source of this 3152-nucleotide messenger RNA. It is a transcript of the gene PDPK1, whose product is annotated as 3-phosphoinositide dependent protein kinase 1. Bases 368 to 1990 code for a protein of 540 amino acids. Gene Ontology annotation, biological process: intracellular signal transduction; peptidyl-serine phosphorylation. The record is from RefSeq and is a predicted model, not a curated record. Lineage: Eukaryota; Metazoa; Chordata; Lepidosauria; Squamata; Candoiidae. Gene Ontology annotation, molecular function: protein serine/threonine kinase activity; ATP binding. The transcript is spliced from 14 exons.
AUUAAAUUUAGAAGUGCAGACAGGGUUGGAACCCAGAUAUGACUGCUGAAAAGGGAAGCCCCGAGUUUCACAGAAAGGCAGACAGACUGUCUGGGCCACACAAAGGACCAAGCCAGCUCUCUAUCCGUAGAAAGCAGAGUUUCAGUUGGCAGAGGAUCAAAGAAUGGGAUGAAGAGGGAAAACAUCAGGUGCCCUGCUAGAACCCUAAAGAGGAGGAGGAGGAGGAUGCCCUGCAACUUUUUGUUGCAAGUCCCGGUGGCUGGCGUAAGUUCUAAAACUAGGCAGGCUGCUAUGAGAUGACCUCUGACUUGAGCUGUUGACAUUCAGGCCACGUGAGCUGCUCUUUGUAAGUUUUCUGCUCUGUGAAAUGGCCAUUGGUGCCUGCAAGUACGAUGCUGUUCCUAUCCAGCCCAGUGUGGUUUUAUGUUCCUGCUCAUCUCCAUCAAUGGUGAGGAACCAGGUGGAUUCCAGCCUUCAACCUGUUGCUGCUGCCUGUGGCAGCCGACAGGAACUGAAUAUGGAGAGCACCUUGCAACAACCUCCACAACCUCGAAAGAAGCGCCCUGAGGACUUUAAGUUUGGGAAGAUUCUUGGGGAAGGAUCUUUUUCCACAGUUGUCUUGGCCAGAGAAUUGACCACUUCCCGAGAAUAUGCCAUUAAAAUUCUAGAGAAGCGUCACAUCAUAAAAGAGAACAAGGUUCCCUAUGUGACCAGGGAGAGAGAUGUGAUGUCCCGCCUGGAUCACCCUUUCUUUGUGAAGCUCUACUUCACAUUUCAGGAUGAAGAAAAGCUCUAUUUUGGUCUCAGUUAUGCUAAAAAUGGAGAGCUUCUAAAAUACAUCCGAAAGAUUGGUUCGUUUGAUGAGACAUGUACUAGGUUUUAUACUGCUGAAAUUGUGGCUGCAUUAGAGUACUUGCAUGGAAAGGGAAUUAUCCAUAGGGAUCUGAAGCCAGAGAACAUCUUGCUAAAUGGAGAGAUGCAUAUUCAGAUUACAGACUUUGGGACAGCAAAAAUACUGUCUGCAGAUAGCAAACAAGCGCGGGCGAACUCCUUUGUAGGGACAGCACAAUAUGUGUCUCCAGAGCUGUUAACAGAAAAAUCUGCCUGCAAGAGUUCUGAUCUGUGGGCUCUUGGCUGCAUCAUAUACCAGCUUGUAGCAGGGUUACCACCAUUCCGAGCUGGAAAUGAAUAUCUUAUAUUUCAAAAGAUAAUCAAAUUGGAAUAUGAAUUCCCAGAGAAGUUCUUUCCCAAGGCAAAAGAUCUUGUAGAAAAGCUUCUGGUUCUUGAUGCUACCAAACGGUUAGGAUGUGAAGAAAUGGGAGGCUAUGAACCUCUGAAGGCCCACCCCUUUUUUGAUUUCAUUACCUGGGAAAAUUUGCAUCAUCAAACACCGCCCAAGCUCACUGCCUACUUGCCUGCCAUGUCAGAAGAUGAUGAAGAUUGCUAUGGGAACUAUGACAACCUUCUGAGUCAGUUUGGCUGCAUGCAAGUUUCCAGCUCAACCUCUUCUCAGUCACUAUCUUCCCCAGAAAUGUGUCCCUUGCAGACUUCUGGAAACAACAUAGAGCAAUACAUUCACGACCUUGACAGCAAUUCCUUUGAGCUGGACCUCCAGUUCUCUGAAGAGGAGAAAAGGUUACUGUUGGCAAAACAGGCUGGUGGGAAUCCUUGGCACCAAUUUGUAGAAAACAAUUUAAUACUGAAAAUGGGGCCAGUAGACAAGAGAAAGGGGCUGUUUGCACGCCGGCGACAGCUUCUGCUCACUGAAGGGCCACAUUUGUACUACGUUGAUCCUGUCAACAAAGUUCUCAAAGGGGAGAUUCCAUGGUCGCUGGAACUCCGACCAGAAGCAAAGAACUUCAAGACCUUUUUUGUUCACACACCUAACAGGACAUACUACCUGAUGGACCCAAGUGGGAAUGCUCAUAAAUGGUGCAAAAAGAUACAAGAGGUUUGGCGACACAGAUAUCACCAGAAUGCUGCGAAAUGAGACUGUCCCUCAAUGCCCCAUCUCACUCCUUUGCUGCUAGAGUGCCACGUGCUCCCAGAUGGAGGACUCUUCCGAGCCCAGCCCACAUCCAGCUCCAGGGCCAGAACUAGUUCUUUUUCUGAGGAAAAGCCCAGCCAGUGGAAUUCAGGGUUGCUUUGCUUGCUUUUGUGCUUCUGGUGGAGCUUCUACACCACCACCCCACACCCACUUUCUGCUGACAUUGACUACAUUGGCUUCUGCUGCAGUGAGUGGAGUUUGCAUUGCUGGCUUUGCUGUAGACCAGUUAAGAUAACCAAGCCCAGAUCAUGUGGGGCUGGAUUAUUACUGUGAUCUUCUGAUUUAUCAUGCAACUGUGUUUUGGGGAGCUUGGAAAUCUCUCUUCAUGAGAAGUUGCCACCCUUGAUGCUGCUGCCAUCACUUUCCUUUCUGAUCGUUGGUUCUUUGGUAUCCAGCACUUGUCAUCAUGCUGGGUACAAACCCACAAAAUUCUCCAGGUUGUGUCCAGUUGCAGGAUCUCCAAGGAUGGUACUUCUAAUUGCCUGCCUACCUGCCCUCAAGAUGCACUCCGGCACAAGUGGAAAGUGAGAGGAAUGGUGAACAUGACACUUGAAAUCCUGGCAUUCUAGUAUCAGACAUUUUUAAAACAUGGGUUUUUAAUUUGAUGCAUUUACCUGUUUAACUGAGCAUAAAAAGUUACCAGCAUGCUUUUAACUAAUACUAAAAGGUGAACUAGUUAGUACAAAAUCAUAUUGACGUAAUAAAUAGACUCUUCACUUUUUCAGAAGAGGGAGCAAACCGUUUUCUUUCCAAGAUCUGGCAGGGGCAAAGGGUUGUAGGGGCUAACCUUUUUGUGUGGAGGGAAGGCCAAACAGAAGAAAUGCUGUUGUACGACUGAUGACUUGAUUUGUUGUCUCUUUGUAUAAUGAGGUGUACAAAUAUUCCUGUAUUGUUCAUUGGCCAAGCAUUGUACCUUUUAGCAACUUUGAAAAUAUUUUACAUGAUUUAAAUAUAUUUAAGCCCCUCUAUUAAUUGGACUAAUUGUUGUGUUCAUGUAAAAAUGUUGAUACAAAGGAGGGGGAAAUGUAUGGUACUUGAGUCAUAUCUAUCAUAUGUUUCAUAUUGUUCUUUUGUCUUUUUCCAAUUAAAAUGUCAUGCUCAAACA